Messenger RNA from Botrytis cinerea B05.10, 2036 nucleotides. RefSeq lists its product as hypothetical. NCBI's taxonomy places the organism in Eukaryota, Fungi, Ascomycota, Leotiomycetes, Helotiales, Sclerotiniaceae. The transcript is spliced from 4 exons. Gene Ontology annotation, biological process: lipid metabolic process. The record is from RefSeq and is a predicted model, not a curated record. The coding region runs from base 817 to 1845 and encodes 342 amino acids.
GGAUCUCGGGCGAUUUCUGCACCCGCCAUCCAAUCAUGUCGGUCGAUACACACGCAACGUCGUACUCUCCAUCGUACCAUCAUCGAAUUCUUCAUCGGACUAAUGCCGGCAGCUCAAUGGGAGGGGAAUGAAUGCACGCAUUCCCAUUCAUCAUCACAUCUUACAUCCCACAUACUCGGGUUCGCAACGAUGAUGGGUCUGAGUAUGAGUAUGAGUAUGAGUAUGAGUUUGCCGUGGUGCCGUCUAGUCGUACUGCUGGUGUACACUCAUCGUCUGAUUAUCUAAUCGUUGCUUGCAGACAUACAUAUAUACAUACAUAUAUACAUAUAUACAUCAUCUCAAUCGUAUACCAGCACUUCAAUCCUUCCGUUCUCCCGUUGGUUGCCAUGCGUUGCACGGAGAUACCUCCGCUUCCAUAACCUUGAAAGCCUCAUCCGAACAUCCCGACUUCCCUUGCUUGAAUCCAUUGAGCUGAAAUCCGAGUAAAUAAACUUCACUGCAACUACAAAACUGGAGAUUCCUGUUUUUCCAUUGGUGGUUCUUCAGAGUUUUCAAGAUAUAUAUCAUUCCAUUAUACUACUAUCAUAUCACAUUGUCUCGCAAUUCAACAAACUUUCUCUGCACGUUGGCUGAGACAUCGAAUACCUACCACCGACCACCGACCUUGCUUGACGCUGACAGACACGAAAAAGACGAUCGCGAGAAUUCAGCACUUCAACACAAUUACACAUCCAUCCUCCUUCUACGAUAUAUAUCCCUGUCCCUGAAAAGGGAAUAUACGAGUCCCUCCAACAUUCUACUCGAAUAAGGAUCAAAAUGAACGCAACGUCCUCUCUCAAUUUCCCAAUUCCAACCACCAUUUCUCCAGCUUUCGAGAAAUGGGGUCACGAGACCAUUCGAGCUACUGCUUUCCUUCUUAUCCCCACCGAACUUUUCUAUUUCUCCAUUUACUUCUUGCUCAAGGGGCAGUAUGGAAAGUAUAAGAAAUUAUCGGCUUUGUCUUUGGUGACAUUUUGGUUGAGUAGUUGGAUGAAUCCGAUUUCGUGUGGCCCAGUCGCUGCGUUGAGGAAUUUCGCUGUUGCAAUUGCGACCCUCAGACUCUUGGAUAUAUAUGUCCGACACCGUUCACUGCCUCAACUCAGAAAUGAUCCGCCGACAUGGAAACACGCACUUCUUCUGCUGACGGAAAUGCGCUAUGAAUCCUUCACUCCCAAUUUUGUUCGUGUUCCUCGAUCCCAGGAGACUUUUAAUGAACCUUUGCAAUUCGCAAUUCAUGUUGCUAUUUUCUGUGCUUUGCAAGCGUUACCACAGGACUGGGCUUUGGUUUUGGCUUUUGAAGUGCAAUUGAGUAUUUACAUUAUCUGGACAGCCUUUCAGUUGUUAGUGAGGUAUAAAGGUAGUCCGGCUCUCUUUGGUAGAUUGUAUGCUGUAGAGAGUCUCGGAGAUUUCUGGUCAAAAACAUGGCACAAUGUAUUUUCCGCUCCUUGCGCUUCUCUCGCCUACGACCCCAUUCGUCAGAAUCUCCCAAAAUUAGGAGUUUCAAUCCCAAUCGCUCGAUCGAUGGGAAUCUUAGCUGCCUUUUUCCUGAUGGCCGCUUUUCAUGUUUAUGCUUUAGCGCCUAUGGUGACGGAAAAAGCACUUUUCCGCAUCGGAAUGUUCUUUGUGCUCAAUGGCUUCGCGACGGUGGGAGAAGCGAUGGUGUGGGGAAGAAAAGAUAGUUGGGUCAAGACGGGGUUGGCGUGGGUGACGGAAAUGAGUUUGGCGGCUUGGACGGCGGGCGCGUUGGGCAUUCCGAGGGGGGUCCAUGGUAUUAAGUGGAGUGAUAUUUGCGAGGUCAAGAUUUAGAGGCUGAUUGGGUUGGGGAAGAGUAUAUUGAUGAAUUGAUGAAGCAUUAUGAGGGGGGUUGUUCUUGGAUGAUAAGUUGGUUGGUUGAAAUGGAAUUGCAAUAUAAUGAAUAUGAAUAUUAAUAACAUGAAUAAAAAUUAAAAAUUAAAAAUUGAAAAUUUGAAAAACUAAAAUACAGAUACGAAUGAAUA